This is a messenger RNA of Raphanus sativus (radish), 602 nucleotides long. RefSeq lists its product as uncharacterized. The transcript has 3 exons. The record is from RefSeq and is a predicted model, not a curated record. The coding region runs from base 126 to 434 and encodes 102 amino acids. NCBI's taxonomy places the organism in Eukaryota, Viridiplantae, Streptophyta, Magnoliopsida, Brassicales, Brassicaceae.
CUAAUCCCUUAAUUUUCUUCUUCUGUCGCCUAACUCCUUCUCUCUUUUACCAUGGCUUUUUUUGGAACACCUUCUACCAUGGCUAAAUCACUAUUCUAUUUCUCCUAUCUUCUUCCUCUUCGUCAAUGAUGAUGGUAGCGUUCCUCUCUUGUGGGGGAACUGAUGAUGAAUGCCAUAUCGUUCUUUCUGAUGAUGUUGAAACCGUGAAAAAAGGUUGUGGUAAAUAUUUUGAGCCAUUCCCUGAAGGGUGUUUCUUUACCUCCUCUAGAGGCUUGACGAGCUAUGGGUAUCCAUUUAACGAGCUAAAGCCUGUACUGAGGGUGGGAAGUUCAGGUCAGGUGUGCAGUGUGGCAAUCAAGGUGGAUUCUGAGGCUAAGAAAGAAAGCACAGUGCCUAAACUCGAAAGCAUCCAGAAUUGGUCCCAGCAAAUUUAGAGGCAACAUGUGAUUUUGGCUGAGUUUUUUUUCUUACUUUGCUGGACUCCAUGGCUGUGUUCCACAGAUUUAAAGUUUAUCACUCUUUCUCAUACUGACCAUUCUAAGUAGUAAGAACUCUAUGGAUCUACUCUGUUGCAGAUGUACUUGGUGACAUGAAUCUAUGAA